This is a messenger RNA of Cydia pomonella (codling moth), 3168 nucleotides long. RefSeq names its product probable peroxisomal acyl-coenzyme A oxidase 1 (gene ACOX1). Gene Ontology annotation, molecular function: FAD binding; fatty acid binding; acyl-CoA oxidase activity. Bases 385 to 2397 code for a protein of 670 amino acids. Gene Ontology annotation, cellular component: peroxisome. NCBI's taxonomy places the organism in Eukaryota, Metazoa, Arthropoda, Insecta, Lepidoptera, Tortricidae. The transcript has 13 exons. The record is from RefSeq and is a predicted model, not a curated record. Gene Ontology annotation, biological process: lipid homeostasis; fatty acid beta-oxidation using acyl-CoA oxidase.
CGUCUAAGUUGAAUAUUAACUUAUAUCGUAAAAUUAAUAUUCAAAUUAGAAUUAAAUACUAUUGUUUUGUGAACAAUUAUAUUGUACUUAAUUAUCAUCUAGUGAUAAAUAGCAGCGUCCGAUUACCCAGCGAAUCCUACAAAUUAUAUUUAUUUCCUAUUGUUAUCUAACAAAUCUCAGAUAAUACAGUGUAGCAUAUUUAUCAGAACGAUAAUUUUAAAUUCUGUUCACGUAAUUCGGGUCGCAACAAAACUACAAACUUGUUUUCGCUCGUCUGAGGCAAAAGUUGUGAAUUUCGUCACUUGAGUGUCUCGAGUUGAUUGGGCAGUUUCCGUGGGCCCUCUCGCCGAGAUAGACGUGCCGUCAGUCACAGUUUCAGUAAUAAUGACGGAAGCAACGAAAGUGAAUCCUGAUCUCCAAAGAGAAAGGGAUAACUGCACAUUUAAUGUAACUGAAUUAACAAACUUGAUUGAUGGAGGAGCCCAGAAAACUGAGGAGAGGAGGAAAAGAGAGGAGAUGGUACUCAAGGAAGGUAUUCACUUAGACGAAGUUCCGUCCGAGUACCUAAGCCACAAGGAGAAGUACGAGCUAGCGGUCAAGAAAGCGUGCUAUCUGUUCAAGAUGAUCCGUCGGCUGCAGGAGGAGGAGAACACUGGCAUGGAGAACUACCAAGAAGUGCUCGGCGGUUCGCUAGGCUCAGCUAUUCUCCGCGAUGGCUCCCCCCUCACACUGCACUACGUCAUGUUCAUCCCAACCAUCAUGGGGCAGGCCACCGUGGAGCAACAAGUGCUGUGGAUCGGCAGGGCCUUCAACUGCGACAUCAUCGGCACUUAUGCUCAGACGGAGCUUGGGCACGGAACUUUCAUCCGUGGACUAGAGACGACUGCUACCUACGAUCCUGACACCAAGGAGUUCGUGCUGCACAGCCCCACUCUUACUUCGUACAAAUGGUGGCCCGGCGGACUGGCCCACACAGCAAACUACUGCAUAGUAGUAGCCCAACUCUACACGAAAGGGCAAUGCCACGGCAUCCACCCCUUCAUAGUCCAACUACGUGACGAAGAAACUCAUAUGCCCCUCCCAGGUAUCAAGAUUGGCGAGAUCGGGGCCAAGCUUGGGAUGAAUGGGACCAACAAUGGAUUCCUUGGGUUUGAUAAAGUGAGGAUUCCUAGAGAGCAUAUGCUGAUGAAGAAUGCUAAGGUUUUAGAGGAUGGCACCUACGUCCGGGCGCCAAGCUCCAAGCUAACCUACGGCACCAUGAUGUUCGUGCGAGUAGUGCUCGUCAACGAUGUGUGCAGUUACAUGGCGAAGGCCGUCACUAUCGCCACCCGAUACAGUGCGGUGCGCCAUCAGUCGCAACCUAAGCCUGACGAACCAGAACCCCAGAUCCUGGAUUACGUGACCCAGCAACACAAAUUAGCUAUCGGCAUCGCAACAGUCCACGCGCUCCGUCUCAGCGCGUCUUGGAUAUGGAAUAUGUACAACAACGUCACUGCGGAGUUAGAUGCCGGAGACCUAGAGAGGCUGCCCGAGCUACACGCCCUAUCGUGCUGCCUGAAAGCAAUAAGCACCUCCGACGCUGCCGAAACCGUAGAGCGCUGCCGUCUGUCCUGCGGUGGACAUGGUUACAUGCUGGCUUCGUCCUUCCCUCUCAUGUACGGCAUGGUCACCGCCGCCUGCACUUAUGAGGGAGAGAACACCGUCAUGUUGCUACAGACUGCCAGAUACCUGGUGAAGGCCUGGCAGCAGGCCAAGGGCGGCAACCCGCUGACGCCCACGGUGGCCUACAUCGCGUCCGUGCGCGCGGGCCGCCGCUCGCCGCCGUGGGACAGCUCCGUGGACGGCAUCGUCCGCGGCUUCCAGCAGGUCGCCGCCGGUAAAAUAGGAGCGUGCGUGGCGAACAUCGAGAAGAGACAACGAGCCGGCAUGUCCUACGAGGACGCCUGGAACAUGACGUCUGUUCAGCUCACGAGUGCUUCAGAGGCCCACUGCCGCGCGUUCAUCCUGACCACAUACUUUAACGAGACCGAAAACCAAAUUAAAUCCGUGUCUCCAGCUCUAAGGACAGUUCUCCUGCAGCUGGUGGACCUGUACGUCGUGUAUUGGGCUUUACAGCGCGUCGGAGAUCUGCUUAGGUUCACGUCGAUCUCGGAGCGCGACAUCGAACAGCUGCAGAGCUGGUACGAAGAACUGCUUAUCAAGCUUCGAGUCAACGCCGUGGGACUUGUCGACGCCUUCGACAUUAGAGACGAGAUCCUGCACUCCGCUCUGGGCGCGUACGACGGGCGCGUGUACGAGCGCCUCAUGGAGGAGGCGCUCAAAAGCCCGCUCAACGCUGAACCCGUUAAUGACAGCUUCCACAAAUACCUGAAGCCUUUCAUGCAGGGCAAACUGUGAUUUCAACCUUGUCUUUAUAGUCUUAAAGUCUAAAAUGGCUUGCAGUUUUAAUGUUGGUAUAACGUUUGCUCAACGCAGAACUGACUCGAUAAGUUUCCAGUAAUAGCUAAAGUGCAGGGUAAACUAUGAUUUCGACCGUAACUUUAUGCUGAUAGGGCAUAAAAUAGCUCGAGGAAUGAAGAUGUCGGUGUUAAGGUUGAUAAUUCAUAAUAUCAUACCAAAACAAAGCUCUAUCCAUGAUUGAAUGGUAAAGCAGAGAUUUUCCAUAUAGAUAAUCGUACAUAGACACGCCUGUUGCUAUCUCUAUUGCACGCGCAUCAUUAUAUUGCUGUCCCGCCCAUGAUGCCGAUUGUCAAUGUCACAGUGCGAACGUGCAAUAGAGAUAGCAACAAGCGAGUCAAUGUACAAAAAUUCAUACGAAAAGCUUCUCUGCUUCAGCAAUGUAUUUAAGCAAUAGCAGAGUGUGACAAGUCCUAGAAGUGAGUAGUGACCUAUGUAAUAGGUAGGUAUUAUAAUUAAUAAAUUAUAAUGUAAUGGGAAAAGGGUUGCAAUAACAAACUUUUAUAUGAAAGCUGAACUGAAUCGAUAUAUAAAUAUAUUUAUUUGUAAGAAUAGGUGGUGGAUGUUAAACAUUCCAUAAGCGACUGUAUUAGGAAAUAUUUUAAUAAUUUUACAUAAAUCAAGCAGUUGCUGAAUUCUAAGAGAUUUAAUCAUGAGAUUUUUUAAAUUUCAAUGUUAACUAUUUAAAUGAAAUACAUUUUAUAUUUUAUA